Messenger RNA from Sphaeramia orbicularis (orbiculate cardinalfish), 1880 nucleotides. Its product is annotated as myoneurin-like. Gene Ontology annotation, cellular component: nucleus. Gene Ontology annotation, biological process: regulation of gene expression. NCBI's taxonomy places the organism in Eukaryota, Metazoa, Chordata, Actinopteri, Kurtiformes, Apogonidae. The coding region runs from base 178 to 1611 and encodes 477 amino acids. The transcript is spliced from 4 exons. The record is from RefSeq and is a predicted model, not a curated record.
CACUGUUGUCACAUUUAUUUGGGUCCGCUUUCCCAGCACCGUUAGCUCAAUUAGCUUCAUUAGCUACGUAGCGCUAAUGCACGUUUUGCUUUUUAUUUGGCUUUGUUUCAGUCUCGACUUCUGACUUCACAUCGAACUCUAUCUUUUGCUACUGCAGGAUUAAAGUGAGCAUCAACAAUGGCGACCCGCCCCUCUUUUCACUCCCAGCUCUCCUCCAUCAUGGAGACGAUGGCCAGGACUGCACUCAGUGAGGUCUGCAAACUGGUGGAUGAAGACUCGGCUGAGCUCCGUAUGGAGUUGUCUCGCCUGCUGUUUGCUAAUUCAGCCCUGGCAGAGAAAGUAAACAGUUUGGAGUGCGAAUUGGCUAUUGCGAGAAGCGAUGCCCCCAACUUGUGUAAAAGUUAUCGCACCGUAGGUGUGCAGACUGCCUGCUAUAGUGACGGGGAUGCAGAUGACCAUCCGACCAUUGAGGGGAUUUUUGGGAAGAAUUGGUGUAUGGAUCUAUGGAAAGACAGAGACCCGUAUAGUCUGGACAGAAUGACAGAGUCACCUUAUACCUCUGAGAAGUCUGUGCAAAUGUUGUCUGAACAAAUCACUAUAACUGAGAUCAAAGAGGAAGAUUUUGUGGAGGAGGCGGCUUCCAGCAGCUGCCAGCAGAAUACACUCGGCACAGAAGGUCACGACGAAUAUUCAGCUGAGGAUACUGAGCAUCUCUCAAUCAGUUACUCGAUCGAUGAUGACACUUGUAACCCCUUAUUUGAGCAGGAUGGAGGUCAUGUUGCACCUCCUGGAAGCCUUGAUGAAUCAUCCAUGCAGCUGAUGUCCAUUAAUGACACAGAGGAAGCCUUCAGUACUCAUAUUAUUCCAAUCGAAGAUGAAGAAGAGGAGGAGGAGGAAGACUUGGAGGAAGAAUUGGAGGAGGAUGAUGAUGAUGUGCAGUUUGUUGAAGAAAGUCAACAUGAGCCGGCGCUGAAUAAUAGGAGGUCCCGACAAAGCAAGCAGCGACUGUCACUGACAAACACUGAUGACAAUACGGCUCUGAAUAAUGAUUCAUUUAACAGCUUUAAUGUGGCUGAUGCUGAAACUGUCAGAAAUUCAAACAAAUUCACUUGUAAAAUAUGUAACAGGACAUUCUUUCACAAGGGCACUCUGACACACCACAUGAAAUCACACAAGUCAAACUUCUGCAACAUCUGUAAGCAGCAUUUCCCCCACAGGACCAAGUUAAACUCGCACAAUUGCGUGCCCCCCGUUCCCUCUCAGAGAAUCAGUAAGUCGUGCGAGCUGUGCGGAAAGACCUUCGCGAACCCAUCUGCUCUGAGGAUUCAUUACGUCGUCCACACAGGAGAGAAGCCCUACAGUUGCAGCAUAUGUGGCAAAGGGUUCACCCAGAAAGGGAAUCUGAAAUGUCACCUACGCAUCCACACUGGCGAGAGACCAUUCUGCUGUGUUAAAUGUGGAAAGACCUUCACGCAAAAGGUGAACCUCAAUCAUCACCUAAUGGCGCACAGAAAUCGAGAGGUUGUGGGACCAAAGCCCAAUACAAGGAGACCCUCGAAAUCUGAGUUAAAAUCUGCCAGUGACUCAAAGACUGAAAACUGUAUCAUCUGAAUGCAAAAUGUAUUACUUCUAACAAUAACGUAGGAAUAGUUGACAUCUUGUUUGUAAUGAUCUGUGCAGUAUAACACUAAAAAAAAGUCUUUUGUCAUUUGUGAUGCUUUUAUUGCAGCUUUUAGCACCUCAAUAUUUUAGUUGCUGUUUGUCUUUACAAUAAAAUGAACUUAUUCACUAGGUGAAUACAUUUUUUUAUUUUACAUUUUUUCCACUUUUGGGGAUGUAUGCUUCUUUUUUCUUAUUAAAAUUCAACACACUUUGAACAA